Molecule: messenger RNA, 1767 nt
Organism: Penicillium riverlandense
Lineage: Eukaryota; Fungi; Ascomycota; Eurotiomycetes; Eurotiales; Aspergillaceae
Product: CocE/NonD family hydrolase
Exons: 1
Coding region: 1-1767 (588 amino acids)
Molecular function (GO): dipeptidyl-peptidase activity
Source: RefSeq, a predicted model, not a curated record
AUGCCAGUCGAGUUCAACGUUGAUGUACCCUGGGAGGCGCUCAAGGAGCCAGAGCAUGGCCAUGGCGGGUACCAAGGUCUCAAUCCACACACUGAACUACUGUCAAAAGGCAGCUCUACCGCACCUGGACGACGCAUUCUGUCCUGUGAUAUCCUCGUCGAGCAUGAUGUUGCCAUUGCAGUGCGAGAUGGCUGCACCUUGUAUGCAGACAUAUAUCGACCUCAUACAGCUCCCGCAAAAGACAUCCCAGCCAUUCUGUGCUGGAGUCCCUUCGGCAAAAAAUUCAAUGGCAUCGACUCACUGAAACUCAUGACACCUUGGAAUCUGGGGAUCCCGGAGGGCACCUUGAGCGGCUUGGAAAAGUUCGAAGCGCCCGACCCCGCCGAGUACGUGGAGCAUGGAUACGCCAUUGUGAAUGCUGACUCCCGCGGCGCAUUUGACUCCGAGGGGCGCAUGGCAAUCAUGGGGACUCAAGAGGCGGAAGAUGGAUACGAUGUGAUUGAGUGGAUCGCAAAGCAGCCUUGGUGCAGUGGUAAUGUUGGCAUGGCCGGGAAUUCUCACCUGGCUAUUGUCCAAUGGUUUAUCGCAGCAUUGCAGCCACCGUCUCUGAAGGCCAUUGCACCCUGGGAGGGCUGCGGCGACUUGUAUCGGGAGCAGUUCGCGCGCGGGGGUAUCUAUGGUGGCGACCUCUUCGAUCAUCUUAUCACGAAGUAUAUGUUGCGAGGUCGGCAUGGCAUGGAGAGCUUCCGGAAGAUGUUUGAACAGCAACCAAAGGCAAACGACUGGUGGAACGACAAGCGAGCGGACAUGACCAAGAUUAAUAUCCCCACAUACAUCACUGGCACUUGGACCAACACCAUGCAUGGCAUGGGAGCGAUCCGAGGCUGGAUGGAAGUCACCUCGCCUAACAAAUGGCUCCGCUGGCAUCCCUACCAGGAGUGGUAUGAUAUUUGGGGCAACCAGGAGGCCCGAUCCGAGCUUGUUUCUUUCUUCGAUCGGUACUUGAAAGGCAUCGAAAAUGGCUGGGAGUCAACUCCGCGUGUCCGAAUGGCGAUCCUGCGGUACGGAGAGAAGGAACCUCUUGCGAAUAUUGUGGAAACGGACUUCCCGCCGUCGCGCACGCAAUAUCGAAAGGCAUACUUGACUGCGGAUGGAGGUCUGACACUGGAUCAGCCGACCCCAGCACCGGAAACAGCUGUAUCAUACAACUCACAAGACCCGGACGCUGGGGCGACGUUCAAGUAUACCUUCUCUAAGACCACGCGGGUUAUGGGAAUGCCCAAAGCAGUGUUGUACAUGCGCUGUGAGGACCUCGAUGACAUGGAUGUCUUCCUUGUGUUGGAGAAGCUUUCCGUUUCCGGAGAGAAACUGUUGAACUUCAACAUACCUUGGGAUAACCUCCCUGUGAAGACAAUUGCCAAUAUCCCAGAGGAGGAGCGCUCCGAGGUCAUCCUCUACCAGGGUCCUACUGGGAUUCUGCGCGCGUCAAAUCGUGAGAUUGAUGCUUCCCGAUCUAUGCAUCCAAACUGGCCCUUUUACACGCACGCCAAGGAAGAAAAGGUCCAGCCUGGAACGGUGGUGCGACUGGAGAUCGGAAUCUGGGGUAUGGGCGUGGAGUACGAGGCAGGAGAAUCUCUGCAGUUGAGGAUUAGCGGUCGGUACCAGGGGAUCUCCAAGUUUGGGACAGAUCACACCCUGAAUCGGGGAUUACACUGGGUGCAUCUCGGGGGUCAGUAUGAUAGCCAUCUUGUACUGCCGUUUGUUUGA